AUGUGUCCAGAAAACGUAGAUUUAUUUUCCGUAAUUAGUCUUUCUGCGAACACUGUUGCUCGUAGGGUUGAACAUAUUGAAAGAAAUAUUAAAUCACAGCUAAAAGACAAAGCCAGCAAGUUUGUAUGCUUUUCUGUUGCACUUGAUGAGUCAAUUGAUGUAUCAGACACAUCCCAAUUGUUAUUGUUCAUCAGAGGAAUAAAUGCCAAUUUUGAGAUUACUGAGGAACUUGUAUCUGUGCACAGCAUGCAUGGAACAACAACAGGCAUAGAUAUUUUUAGAGAAGUGGAAAAGUCAGUGGCUGAGUAUAAUUUGGAAUGGAAAAAACUAAAAUGCAUAACAACAGAUGGUGGCAGAAAUAUGUGUGGAACCAAAAAGGGCUUAGUUGGGCAAAUUAACAAAGUAAUUGAGAAUUCCGGUGGAUUGAAACCUUUGGUAUUGCAUUGUAUUCUUCAUCAGCAAGCACUGUGUGGAAAGCAUCUUGAUUUAUCAUCUGUAUUAGAUCCUGUGAUUUCCACUGUUAACUACAUAAGAUCUCAUGGACUCAAACAUCGCCAAUUUCGUGAUUUCUUGGAGGAAAUGAAUGCUGAGUUUCCAGACCUACCUUACUAUACUUCAGUAAGAUGGCUUAGCUAUGGAAAAAUUCUGGCUAGAUUUUUUGAGCUUCGAACUGAAAUUGAAAUAUUUUUAAAUGAGAAAAACCAUUCACAGGUGUUGCUCAAAGACAGUGAAUGGCUCUGGAAAUUAGCAUUUUCAGCCGAUUUAACUAUGCAUCUCAAUGAUUUCAACCUACGGAUACAAGGUGAAACUUCACUCAUCUGUGAUUUGUACUCAAAGGUGAAAGCUUUUCGUAAGAAAUUAAUACUAUUUGAAACUUUGAAACAACAGUUUGAAGAACGUUUUUCUGAUCUUGAUGCAUGUUCUUCAAAACUAAGAAUUUUUGAAAAUCCAUUUAACUCUGUUAUUGGAGACUUACCUUCUGAGUUACAAAUGGAAGUUAUUGAUUUGCAAUCCAAUGACAUCCUGAAGGACAAAUAUAAAGAGGGAAAUUUGAUUGAAUUCUACAAAUGCCUUCCAUCCGACCAAUUUCUUCAUUUAAGGAGGUUUGCCUGUGAAUUCAUUUCAGUUUUUGGCACCACAUAUUUGUGUGAGAAGACUUUUUCAAAGAUGAAAUACACAAAAUCCUGCUACAGAUCACAAUUGUCUGAUGAACAUUUAAAUGCAUUGCUUGUUAUUGGAACCACUCAUUUUGAACCUCAGUUGGACAAAAUUUUGUCAGAAAUGAAACAAUUUCAUGUUUCCCCUAUUGAUCAAAGUUAA
Molecule: messenger RNA, 1320 nt
Organism: Octopus sinensis (East Asian common octopus)
Lineage: Eukaryota; Metazoa; Mollusca; Cephalopoda; Octopoda; Octopodidae
Product: general transcription factor II-I repeat domain-containing protein 2-like
Exons: 2
Coding region: 1-1320 (439 amino acids)
Molecular function (GO): protein dimerization activity
Source: RefSeq, a predicted model, not a curated record